UAAAUUGUGGUGUUACUCAUUUAAAAAAUGACAGUUUAUUUUAAAACCUAUGUCCGUCAAUAUGAAGUCUGUUUUCUGCGUAGUAUUUUUCUUUGCCACUUUUAUUACUUUAUCCUCUGCUGCUGUUGGCUAUGGCUAUUUCAAUGAUCCUGCAAACCCAGGUAAAUGCACAAUUAAAAAUUUAAUACUUUCUCCUGGUGAAGAGGCAAAGGAUCCUGAGGGUGAAUGUACACGAAUUGUAUGUAGAAAUGAAGGCUUGGCUCAAAUGCAAUCGACACACAAAAUAAUCUUUUUGUUAACAAAUACCAACUUUCGGUAUAAAAUUCGUUGCUACUUGUUUAAAAAUCGACAGUUUAUUCUAAGAUCUCUAACCAUCAAUAUGAAGUCUAUUUCGUGUGUUGUAAUUUUUUUCACAGCUUUUAUCACUUUAUCUUAUGCUGCUGUUAGCUUUGAUAAUUACUUAAAUCCAGCAAAUCCAGGUAAAUGUACAUUGAGUAAUGGCAUAAUUCUUUCGCCUGGUGAAGAAGCAAAGGAUCCUAAUCAGGAUUGCGCUCGAAUUGUGUGUGGAGAUGAGGGCAUGGUUCAAAUCCAAUCAUGUGGGGCUGUAGAAUAUCCAGUUGGGUGCUCCGCAGGAGAUUAUUUAGAUAUUUCCCUUCAAUACCCAGAUUGUUGUGAACGUGAAGCAUCUUGUCUACAACUUUAAAUACAAUAUAUUUUUAUGUGAAUCUAUUCAUUAAGGAUUUUUUUACCUGAAUAAAUAAAAAUAAAAUUACGAGUAAUUAA
Eupeodes corollae is the source of this 783-nucleotide messenger RNA. RefSeq lists its product as uncharacterized. The record is from RefSeq and is a predicted model, not a curated record. Lineage: Eukaryota; Metazoa; Arthropoda; Insecta; Diptera; Syrphidae. Bases 50 to 703 code for a protein of 217 amino acids. The transcript is spliced from 5 exons.